Messenger RNA from Sceloporus undulatus (fence lizard), 8071 nucleotides. It is a transcript of the gene MYO18A, whose product is annotated as myosin XVIIIA. Bases 449 to 6730 code for a protein of 2093 amino acids. Gene Ontology annotation, molecular function: cytoskeletal motor activity; protein binding; ATP binding. Gene Ontology annotation, cellular component: myosin complex. Lineage: Eukaryota; Metazoa; Chordata; Lepidosauria; Squamata; Phrynosomatidae. The transcript is spliced from 44 exons. The record is from RefSeq and is a predicted model, not a curated record.
GGCUCUAGGGCUCCCCCAGUGGCCGCUUCGGGGAAUGCAGGAGCAGCAGCUGCAGCAGCAGGAGCAGCAGAGGAAGAGAAAAGGCAGCAGAGAGAGGAGGCAGGCCUGGCCUUUGGAGGAGGAAGAGCGAGAGAGGGAGACCCUGGGCAAUCCUUGGGCGAAGGAGCUCCUGAUCUGAAAGAGAAAGAGAGAUGGCUUGCUCCGGCUGAGAGGCACGUCUUCCCUGUCUCCUGAGAGAGGCCUCUGUUCCUUCAACAAAGGCCUUUGUCAGCCGGGCGGAUGACUCUCGACUACUGGCGUCCCGAGAACGGCUUUCUUUGAGCAGAGCUUCAAACCCUCUCUGCUCCAAGAUCUGUUUAGAUACUGGCAGCAUCCAGAGUUUGGACCCACUGGGGACUCACAGCAACCCACCACUGAACCUGGGACUCUCCCAGGAUAGUCUUCCACCAUGUUCCACUUGAUGAAAAAGGACAGAGAUGGGUCCAGAAGGGAGAAGAAGGAGAAGAAGGAAAAGAAGGAGCGGAUGUCGGCCGCUGAGCUGAAGAGCCUUGAGGAGAUGAGUCUGCGCCGGGGCUUUUUCAACCUCAACCGAUCCUCCAAGAGGGACUCAAAGAGCCGGCUGGAGAUCUCCAACCCCAUCCCCAUCAAAGUGGCCAGCGGCUCGGACCUCCACCUGACGGACAUUGACUCAGACAGCAACCGGGGGAGUGUGAUCCUGGAUUCUGGGCACCUCAGUACGGCCAGCUCGAGCGACGACCUCAAAGUGGACGAUGGCAACUUCAAAGGAUCAGUGCUCCAGCGGGCCGCCAAGUUCGGUUCGCUGGCCAAGCAGAACUCCCAGAUGAUUGUCAAGAGGUUCUCCUUUUCGCAGAAGAGCCGGGACGAGAGUGCUUCGGAAACCUCCACCCCUUCAGAGCACUCGGCAGCUCCUUCCCCGCAGGUGGAAACGCGGACGCUGGAGGUUCAGCUCACCAAACAGGGUGGGCCGCCUUUGCCGUCUGCCUCGCGAACCAAGGUGCCCGAAGUUGUCAGCAAGAGAUUCCCGGCUGAGUUGAAACUCCCGCUGGUAGUACCCCCGCAGCCCCCCGUGCCCAGGCAGCUGGAACUCCAGCGCCGCAACACGGGCGACUUCGGCUUCUCGCUGCGACGCACCACCAUGCUGGACCGGGCCGCUGAUGGGCAGGUGUACAGGCGGGUGGUGCAUUUUGCCGAACCGGGGGCUGGGACCAAGGAUCUGGCCCUGGGCUUGGUGCCAGGAGACCGGCUGGUGGAGAUCAACGGCCGCAAUGUGGAAAACAAGUCCCGGGAUGAGAUUGUGGAGAUGAUCCGGCAGUCGGGGGAGACGGUACGCCUUAAAGUGCAGCCCAUCUUGGAGCUGAGCGAACUGAGCCACUGCUGGCUGAGGAGCGGGGAGGGCCUUCACCAUCAAGCAGCCUUUGAGCCGGAGCCUGCCACCCCUGCGGCUGCCCUGAGCCAGGUACUGUACCCAAGUGCGCCGGAUCUCCCUGCGUCUCCCGUCUGCCUCUGGGCUGGUGUUUGUGCUCGCGCAGCGUGCUGGAGUGCCAAGACGGAGGAACAAAUAGCCGCAGAAGAGGCCUGGUAUGAGACGGACAAGGUGUGGCUGGUCCACAAAGAGGGCUUUUCCUUAGCAAGCCAGUUGAAGGCAGAUGCUGCUGCCCCUGGCCUUCUACCUGAGGGGAAGGUCAAGGUGAAACUGGACUAUGAUGGAGCUGUGCUGGAGGUGGAUGAAGAUGACGUGGAGAAGGCCAAUCCUCCAUCCUGCGACCGCGUGGAGGACCUGGCCAGCCUGGUCUACCUCAAUGAGUCCAGCGUCUUGCACACGCUACGCCAGCGUUACGGCGGGAACCUCAUCCACACCUACGCCGGCCCCAACAUGGUCGUCAUUAACCCUCUCAGCUCUCCAUCAAUGUACUCUGAGAAGGUGAUGCACAUGUUCAAGGGCUGCCGCAAGGAGGACACCUCUCCCCACAUCUAUGCUGUGGCCCAAGCCGCCUACCGGAAUAUGUUGAUGAGCCGCCAGGACCAGUCCAUCGUCCUGCUGGGCAGCAGCAGCAGUGGCAAGACCACCAACUGCCAGCAUUUGGUCCAGUACCUGGCCACUGUCGCCGGCAGCUCCGGGAAGGUCUUCUCAGUGGAGAAAUGGCAGGCCCUCUAUACCGUCUUGGAAGCCUUUGGCAACAGUGGCACCACCCUGAAUGCCAAUGCCACCCGCUUCUCCCAGAUCAUCUCGCUGGACUUCGAUCAGGCCGGACAGGUGGCAUCUGCCUCUGUACAGACAAUGCUGCUGGAGAAACUCAGAGUUGCCAGGCGUCCUACAAAUGAGGCUACCUUUAAUGUCUUCUACUACCUGCUGGCCUGUCCAGACAGUGCCCUCCGGACGGAGCUCCAUUUCAACCACUUGGCCGAAAAGAACGUCUUUGGGAUUGCCCCUCUUUCCAAGCCGGAAGAGAAGCAGAAGGCAGGUCAGCAGUUCAGCAAGCUCCAGGCGGCCAUGAAAGUGAUGGGCAUCUCCAGCGAGAGGCAGGCAGGCUUUCUGGCUCGUCUGGGGGCCAUUUAUCACUUGGGGGCAGCUGGAGCCACCAAAGACGGCGACGAAGCCGGGAGGAAGCAAUUCGCUCGCCACGAAUGGGCUCAGAAGGCAGCCUAUUUGCUGGGAUGCACCUUGGAAGAGCUCUCCAGCUCCAUCUUCAAGCAUCAGCCCAAAGGGACCCUACAGAGGUCCACCUCAUUCCGCCAAGGACCAGAGGAAGCAGCGUUGGCAGAUGGCUCAGGUCCAAAGGCAUCUGCCUUGGAGUGCUUAGAGGCUCUGGCCUCUGGCUUGUACUCGGAGCUCUUCACGCUGCUCAUCUCCCUCCUCAACAGGGCUCUGAAAUCCAGCCAGCGUUCCUUGUGCUCCAUGAUGAUUGUAGACACCCCGGGCUUCCAGAACCCCGAGAUGGCCGGCCAGAGCCGCGGGGCCACUUUCGAGGAACUGUGCCACAACUACGCUCAGGAGCGGCUGCAGACACUUUUCCAUGAGCGCACCUUUGUGCAGGAAUUGGAACGAUACAAAGAGGAAAACAUAGACCUUUCCUUAGAUGCCUUAGAGCCCAAUACAUCUGGUUCUGUAGCCACAGUAGAUCAAGCGUCGCACCAGGCACUGGUCCGCUCUCUGGCCCGGACCGAUGAGGCCCGUGGCUUGCUGUGGCUUCUGGAGGAGGAAUCCCUUCAGCCUGGUGGCAACGAAGACACACUGCUGGACCGGCUGUUCACCUACUAUGGCCCACAGGAUGGAGACAAAAAAGGCCACGAUCCACUUCUCCGGAGCAACAAGCCCCGCCAUUUCUUCCUCGGCCACAGCUAUGGCACCAACUGGGUGGAGUAUGACACCACUGGAUGGCUGAGCUCCGUCAGACAGAACCCGGCCUCCCAGAACGCCUUGCCCCUCUUGCAGGAGUCUCAGAAGAAAAUGAUCAGCAGCCUCUUUGCGGGCCGAGCUGGGACCACCAUGGUCUUGUCCGGGUCCAUUGCCGGCUUAGAGGGGGGCUCCCAGCUGGCACUGCGCCGGGCCACCAGCAUGCGGAAGACCUUCACGACAGGAGUGGCGGCCGUGAAGAAGAAGUCGCUGUGCAUCCAGAUCAAGCUGCAAGUGGAUGCCCUCAUCGACACCCUGAAGAAGUCCAAGCUCCAUUUUGUCCACUGCUUCCUGCCCAAGGCAGAUGGCUGGAGCGGGGGCGACUCCCGGGGGCCUUAUGCCCGGCGGGUGAGCACUAGCGAGCUGGACUUGCAUGGUGAACACUGCGAGGCCGGCCUCAUGCAACUGGACGUCCCGCUCUUGAGGGCACAGAUCCGGGGCUCCCGCCUUCUCGACGCCCUUCGGAUGUACCGCCAAGGUUAUCCAGACCACAUGGUGUUUGCAGAGUUUCGGAGGCGCUUUGACGUCUUGGCCCCUCACCUCACCAAGAAGCAUGGCCGCAACUACAUCGUCACGGACGAGAAGCGGGCUGUGGAAGAGCUCCUGGACUCCCUGGAACUGGAGAAGAGCAGCUUCCACAUGGGCCUGAGCCGGGUGUUCUUCCGGGCAGGAACAUUGGCAAAGCUGGAGGAGCAGCGAGACAAACAGAUGAGCAGGAACAUCACUCUUUUCCAAGCCGCCUGCCGAGGCUUUCUGGCCCGCCAGCAGUUCAAGAAGAGAAAGAUCCAAGACCUGGCGAUCCGCUGCGUGCAGAAGAAUAUCAAGAAGAACAAAGGGGUGAAGGACUGGCCUUGGUGGAAGCUCUUCACCACCGUCCGGCCCCUCAUCGAAGUUCAGCUCACCGAGGACCAGAUCCGGGGCAAGGAUGAGGAAAUCCAGCAGUUGAAGAGCCGCCUGGAGAAGGUUGAAAAGGAGAGGAAUGAACUGCGACUGAACAGCGACCGUUUGGAGAGCAAGAUUACUGAGCUGACCUCAGAGUUGACCGACGAGAGGAAUACGGGCGACUCGGCUUCCCAGCUCCUGGACGCUGAAACUGCAGAACGGCUGCGAGCUGAGAAGGAGAUGAAGGACCUCCAGGCCAAAUAUGAUGCCCUCAAGAAGCAGAUGGACUCCAUGGAGAUGGAGGUGAUGGAGGCCCGGCUCAUCCGGGCUGCUGAGCUCAACGGCGAGAUGGACGACGACGACUCAGGUGGCGAAUGGCGGCUCAAGUACGAGCGCGCCAUCCGUGAGAUUGACUUCACCAAGAAGCGCUUGCAGCAGGAUUUUGAGGACAAGCUGGAGGUGGAACAGCAGGGAAAGCGGCAACUGGAGAGACGGCUGACCGACUUGCAGGCGGAUGGCGAGGAGAGCCAGCGUGCCCUCCAGACCCUGAAGAAGAAGUGCCAACGCCUGACGGCUGAGCUUCAGGACACCAAACUGCACCUGGAGGGUCAGCAAGGCCGGAACCAUGAGCUGGAGAAGAAGCAGCGCAGGUUCGACAGUGAACUUUCGCAGGCUCACGAGGAAGCCCAGCGCGAGAAACUGGGGCGGGAGAAGCUGGCCCGAGAGAAGGACAUGCUCAUCGCUGAGGUUUUUAGCCUCAAACAGCAGAUCGAGGAGAAAGACUCGAGUAUGGCCAGCUUGACCCAGAAAGUGGAGACCCUGGAGGCUGAGCUGCAGGACCUUUCCUCCCAGGAGUCCAAAGACGAAGCCUCCCUCGCCAAGGUCCGGAAGCAGCUCCGGGACUUGGAGGCCAAGGCCAAGGACCAGGAGGAGGAGCUGGACGAACAAGCGGGCACCAUCCAAAUGUUGGAGCAGGCCAAACUUCGGCUGGAGAUGGAGAUGGAGCGGCUGCGGCAGACGCACUCCAAAGAGGUGGAGAGCCGGGACGAAGAGGUGGAGGAGAUCAGGCAGUCUUGCCAGAAGAAGCUGAAGCAGAUGGAGAUGCAGCUGGAGGAGGAAUAUGAGGAAAAACAGAAGGUGCUUCGAGAGAAGAGAGACCUAGAGGGCAGAUUGGCAGCUGUCAGUGACCAGGUCAACCAGCGGGACUUUGAGACGGAGAAGCGGCUGCGGAAAGAUUUGAAGCGCACCAAGGCCCUCCUGGCUGAUGCUCAGGUCAUGCUGGACCACCUGAAAAACAAUGCCCCCAGCAAGAGGGAGAUUGCCCAGCUCAAGAAUCAGCUUGAAGAGUCAGAGUUCACAUGUGCAGCCUCUGUCAAAGCUCGCAAGUCCAUGGAGGUGGAGAUCGAAGACCUGCAUCUACAGAUCGACGAUCUCUCCAAGGCCAAGGGAGCACUGGAAGAACAGUUGAGCCGCUUACAGCGGGAGAAGAACGAGGUGCAGAGCCGUUUGGAGGAGGACCAAGAAGACAUGAAUGAGCUCAUGAAGAAGCACAAGGCAGCAGUCGCUCAGGCCUCCCGGGAUCUGGCUCAGAUCAGCGAUCUUCAGUCGCAGUUGGAAGAUGCCAGUAAGGAGAAGCAGGAGCUACAGGAGAAGUUGCAAGCCCUCCAGAGCCAGCUGGAGUUUGUCGAGCAAUCCAUGGUGGACAAGUCUUUGGUCAGCAGACAGGAGGCCAAGAUCCGCGAGCUGGAGACGCGGCUAGAAUUUGAGAGGACACAAGUCAAACGCCUUGAGAAUUUGGCAACUCGCUUGAAGGAGAACAUGGAGAAACUGACAGAAGAACGGGAUCAGCGGACGGCAGCCGAGAACAGGGAGAAGGAGCAAAAUAAGCGGCUUCAGCGCCAGCUGCGGGACACCAAGGAGGAGAUGGCCGAGUUGGCCAAGAAGGAAGCCGAGGCCAGCCGGAAGAAGCACGAAUUGGAGAUGGACCUGGAGAGCUUAGAAGCUGCCAACCAGAGCCUGCAGUCGGACCUGAAGUUGGCCUUCAAGCGGAUCGGGGACCUGCAGGCCGCCAUCGAGGAUGAGAUGGAGAGUGAUGACAAUGAGGAGCUCAUCAACAGGUUGCAGGACGUGGUGGCAAAAUACCAGAAGCGCAGGAAUAAGCUCGAUGGAGACUCGGAUGCUGAUUCGGAGCUGGAGGAUCGCGUGGACGGCGUGAAGUCAUGGCUGUGUAAGAACAAAGGCUCUUCCAAGACGGUCUCUGAGGAUGGCAGCUUGAAGAGCGGCAGCCCUCCCUCCUACCGGAAAUCGUUUCCCUACGACAAAUCUGACGAGGAGCGGGAGAUCUUUGACGGCGCUCCCAGGUCCAAGUAUUCCUCACGGAGUUACCUGAGCGACAGUGAUUCGGAGAGCAGACCGGCGGAAACCACGGCGUAGCCCCCCACGGAAGUGCAACCAGCAGGCAGUGCGCCCUCCUCCUCCUCUUCCAAGCCACGGCUGGACACACACUGGGCACAGCGCACAUCCUUCUUUAGGAUCUCAGCCGAGCGCACUGUUGGUGUCUGUCUCUUCACCGGGGCUGAGGUGGGACCGCUGUCCUUUUGGUGGCGUGGAAGGGGACGAAGACUCCACAAGGCCCUUGACUAGGGGGGAUUUUGGACUCUGUGCGCUGGACAGAUUUUGCUCUCCUGCCCCUGUUUGGUGGAUGGCGGGGGAAGCCGGACUCCUCUUUUGGGUUUGUCCAUCUUGUGUGUGUCUCUGUGUCGGAGGGGUUUUCCCUCCGCAGUGCCUGCCCCCAUCUUGCAUCAUAACUUAUGUCCCGUCUGAUACCCCACGGAAAGCCACUCCCUCCGAGGUUUGAAGCAUUUUCUUUUAACUUGAGCCAAAAAUUGGUGUGUGUUUGCAUAGACGCAUACAUUCUUAAUCUCCCCUCCCUUCGUGCCCCGUUAUCUGGGAAACAGGUCCAUCCCUUCCCUGCGAGCACUUGUACGUUCGGACGGCUGAGUCGUCGAGCACAAGCACGCUUUACGCUCAUGCGCUGCACAGUUGCACACACCGCACGCCGCCUCGUUUCUGGUCCCACUUCCUUUUCUUGCACUUGGUUUCUGCCCAAAGCCCUUUGAGGCACCGCGUCUCCACCGAUACUUCUUGUUUUUAAAUUUUUAUCCUUUUAAAGGAAAUCCCGGGAGCAAACGAUCCCCUUUCUCCCCAACUUCUGCCAUUAACCACGUACACGUUGCCCUGCUCUCUUCACAGCACACCUGAGGUCCAAAUGUGGACCCAAUCUUUCUUUCUGCUCCUAGGAUUGUCCGGUUAUCCAAAAUGGCUGCAUAACACACACCUUUUUGCUUGAUCUUUUCUUUUUUUCUGGGUUGGGGUGAGAAAAGCAUUUUGCUGCUUGCUGCUUGGGCUGACAUCCAAAGGAAUUUUCUUUUCUCCCGGUGCCCGAAUUGUUCGGCUUCUCCCAAAAACACGCCAGAUCCACCUCACGUUUUGGCGAGGUGCCUUUCCUGUUCCCCCACAAAAUGCCGCACCACGAGCACUUCCACAAACCCUUGUUAAAGGAUGCCAAACCGGAGACAAUACUUCUUGGGGGGGCAGAGUCAGAAGGAGGAGGAAAGCGAGCAUCUCUCCCUUCAUCUGGGUUUGGUUUAUAAUAUAUUUCCUCUUUGUUUUGCACUACUUCUGUUGUGCGUUUGGUUUUCGUUCCUCUUUCUUUUUCAACCCCUUCCAUCCGUCUGUCGACUUUAAAUAAGAAAAUAAAUGUCAUUUACAGCU